Messenger RNA from Plutella xylostella (diamondback moth), 5631 nucleotides. The record is from RefSeq and is a predicted model, not a curated record. Lineage: Eukaryota; Metazoa; Arthropoda; Insecta; Lepidoptera; Plutellidae.
GCCGAUGCGGAAAUGAACGGGAACGAUGUUAUCGCGCGCGGGCUUUUGUUUAUUUACGAAAAGGUUGCUUAGUUACCGAAGGAGGUACAACAAAAGAUUACUUUCACAUUACUUUCUGAAAGGGUUUAUUACAAAUCAAGAAAAUGCGGUUAAAAUACUCAAAAACAUUGAUAGAAGCGCAGGAGAAUGAGAGCCCGAUAGCAGAUAUUAGCUGGUCACCAAAUAGUGCAAAGCUAGCAGUAGCUACAAGCGAUCGAUUGAUUAUGUUAUUUGAUCGAGAAGGGGUGAGAAGAGAUAAGUUUAAUACUAAACCCGCCGAUCCCGCAGCUGGCAAAAAAUCAUAUGUAAUUACAAGUUUAUCAUUCAGCGAGAACUCUGAGCUGCUGGGCGUGGCGCAGAGCGACCACAUGGUGUUCGUGUACCGCGUGGGCGCCGACUGGAGCGGCAAGAAGGUGAUCUGCAACAAGUUCCCGCUGUCCGGCGCGCCCACCAAGUUGUUGCCUGCUGAGCUGGGGUUUUAUGCGGGCACUACUGAUGGGAAAGUUAGGAUAUUGGACUGCAAGACAAACAAGUCCACUUCUCUCUGGACGUCAGGGUCUUGUUGCGUCGCGCUAGCGCGGGGCGGCGGCCGCGACGGGAGCGCCGCACUGGCCUCGGGACAUGUCGACGGCACUAUAUAUCUGAAUGGACGGCUGCUGUUGAGAUACGCGUUGCCUCCUACUGCUCUCGCUUUGACGCCACCGUAUUUGAUAGUUGGUUCGUGCGACGGCCGAGUGUCUGUGUACGAGGCGCAGCGGGGCGCGCUGUUGCGGAGUCUCGAGCCACCGCUACCAGCCGACGGUAGAGAUAUUAUAACUGCUGUUCCUAGCCCGUCGGGACAGAUAAUCGCGUUCGGCAUAUUCGACGGCUGCCUGCUCGGCGAGGUGAAGGACUCCGGAGUGCUCGAGCUGACGAUGCUGAAGAUAGACAAGCUGCGGGCGGCGCGCGCGCUGGCGUGGAGCGGCGACGGCACGCGGCUGGCGCUGGCGGCGCAGAGCGGCGCGCUGCUGCAGCUAGAGGCAGUGCUCAGACGCUGGGUGUGGCGCGACACGGUGGAGGUGCAACACCUGAGUCCGCGGCAGCUGGUGCUGACAAGAUGUGCGCACGACGCGCCGCCGCUCACUGUUACUACUACGCUGGCUCAGGACAUUCACAAUGUCAAGUUUAUUGGUAAUGACUGGUAUGCCGUAUGCAGGACCAGUAGCUCUUUGAUACUUUGUGAUAUUGCCAGAGGACUCACUAGUGAGAUCCCAUGGUCGGGCAGCGGGCAGCGUAUCUACGCGGCGGUGGGUGGAGCUUGUCUGCUGCACCGCGCCGGUGAGCUCAGCGUCGUCGAGUACGGGCUGGACCGCGUGUUGCAUACGGUGAGAACAGAGCGCGUGAACCCGCACGUGCUGAGUGUGCGCAUUAACGAGGCGCGCGCGCACGAUGACGUCACUGAGCGCAAGCACCUCGCGUACCUGCUUGAUAGACAGACCGUCGCUGUGCUAGAUCUUGUUACUGGUAUCCAAGUGGGGCAGUGGUGGCACGAAGCGCGCAUCGACUGGCUGGAGCUGAACGAGAGCGGGCAGCUGCUGCUGAUGAGGGACACGCGCCGUCGGCUCGCCUUGUUGAACCUGCGCACUGGGGACAAGGAAAUAAUAGCCAGUGCCGUGGGAUUUGUGCAGUGGAUUGAACAAAGCGACGCAGUUGUAGCUCAAACCCCUACACAUUUAUUGAUAUGGUACAGCGCAUGGGACCCCGGCAGCGUGGAGAUGGCGGAGAGCGGCGGCGGGACGGCCGUGGAGGUGGUCGCGAGACGAGUCGUGUUGGAGGGCGGGCCCGUGCCGUAUCUGCAGCUUGACGACCAUCGACUGGAGUUUAACAACGCGCUUGCCAGCGGAGAUCUGGCGGGGUGCGCUCGAUACUUGGAUGGAGUUGGCAAUAACGCAGACAUUGCCCCUCUGUGGAGGCAACUGGCCGAGAGAGCAUUUGCCAAUGAGGAUGUUCAGUUGGCAGCAAAAUGUUAUCGAGAAGUCGGCGAUGAUGCAAGAACUUUCUACCUGGACAAAACAGUGGAGCUGGCGUCGACUGAAGGACACGGGGACGUUAGUGAAGGUCUCCACUCGCCGUUAGUGCAGGCUAGGCUGGCUAUAUUCACUAGCGACCUGGCAUCAGCCGAGGAGUGUUACACCAAGAAGGCGGGACAACCGGAGCUUGCUAUACAGAUGUACAAACAGUUCAAUCGCUGGACAGAAGCUAUAGCUGUAGCGGAGAAGACCGAUCGCAGUGUAGUGGCAGAGUUGAAGCAGCAGCAUAUGGAUUAUUUGAUCUCUACUGGUCGCCUAGGCGAGGCCGGUGCCGCCAUGGUAUCAGCGGGCGACUCGCAGGGCGCGGUGCGGCUGUGGCUGCGCGGGGGGCGGGCGAGGCGAGCUGCUGCCUUACUACUGCACAACCCCGUGUUGCUGAGAGACAAUGAGAUUGUGGACGCUGUGCAUAGCCAGCUUAUACAGGAGGAAUGGUGGGAGAUGGCGGGCGAGCUGGCAGAGAAGCGUGGAGACAACCUCGCGGCCGUCGAGUACUACGCUAAGGGCCACAACUACGCCAGGGCUGUCCAACUCGCUAGAGAAGCAUGCCCAGGUGAAGUGACGCGCCUGGAGGGCUCGUGGGGCGAGCACCUGGUGUCCCAGCGGCAGGCCGGCGCCGCCGUGCCGCACCUCAUCGAGGCGGGCCGCACGCGCGCCGCGCUCUCCGCCGCGCUCCGGGCGCACCACUACAAGAAGGCGACGCAGUGCGUGCAGGUUAUCGACGACAAGGAAUCUAUCAGGGAAGAAUGUGAGGAGUUGGGUGACCACUUCAUCUCUAUUCAAGAGUGGGAAACAGCAGAGAAAGUCCUAAGCGAGUGCGGCAUGGCGGAUCGCUGUGUGCGAGCGUACAACGCGGCCGGGAAAUACGCGGAGGGGCUGCGAUUGGCCGCCAGACAUCUUUCUGAGGAGGAGACCAGGGACAUUUAUAUGCCUCUAGCGGAGGAGUUGAGGAAAGAUGGGCAGUUUAGAAAAGCUGAGCAGAUCUAUAUUGGACUCGGAGAACAUGAUGAAGCCAUUUCUAUGUAUAAGGAGGUAUCACAAUACGAAGCCAUGUUGCGUCUAGUGGCUGCCCAUAGGAGUUCUCUGCUAGAGGCAACGAGGCGACACGUAGCCCAGGCUUUACAGGCCAACGGAGACUUCAGGGCCGCCGAAAACUACUACCUGCAAGCUGGUGACUGGAAGAGCGCAAUCCAAAUGUACCGCUCGGCCGGCCAAUGGGAGGGCGCGGAGCGGGUGGCCCGCGCGCACGCGCCGCCCGCCGUGCAGCAACAGGUGGCGCUGCUGUGGGCGGGCGCGCUGGGCGGCGCGGCGGGCGCGCGGCUGCUUGCUGCUAGGGGGCUGGCGGCGGUGGGCGCGAGGUGGGCUCUGCAGGCUGAGAGAUGGGACAUAGCCCUAGAGCUCAGCUCGCUGGGCGGCGGCAUCUCCGUGCGCGAGGUGGCGCGGCACGAGGCGGCGGCGCUGGCCUCGGAGCGGCCGGACGAGGCCGAGGCCGCCUUCCUGCGCGCCGCCGCGCCUGAUGAUGCUGUUCGUAUGUGGCUCGCCAGGGGCAUGUAUCAGAAGGCACUGGUGCUGGCUGAGGCACACGCUCCGCAUAUGGUAGAAGAAACGCUAGUGGAAGGCGCGCGCGCGGCGGCCGAGCGAGGGGACCUGGCCGAGUUCGAGACGCUCAUGAUACGCGCCAACCGACCGCGCGAGGUUGUGCAGCAUUACAAGGAUCUCGAGCUGUGGGAGGAGGCGGCCCGAGUAUCCCGCGAGUACUUGCCGGACAGCGCCGAGCCCGUGCCGCCCGCCGUGCCGCCGCUGCUGCAGACCGCCGCCGAACACGCCGACAAAGGAGAGUGGUGGGAAGCAGUACAACUACUGUGCCGCGCGAGCGAGGAGGGCGCGCGCGGCGGCGCCUCGCGGCUGGCGGAGCGCGCGGCACUGCGGGCGGCGCGGCUGGCGCGGGACCACCUGCCGCCGCCGCACCGCGCGCGCGCCGCCGCGUUGUUGCAGCAACGAUUUGCCGCAAUUGGUCAAAGCGAUGUUGGUGAGCAGCUCCGCGCCGCUUUGACCGAAGGGUAUGAAGGCGAAGACGAUGCACCAGUAGCAGAAGAAGACGAAGAGGAAGAAGACACACAGCCGCGCGCGAACUCGUCUUCCACCGUCGAGGCGGAGUUGUCCCGCUUGUGCCGCGGCGGGCAGUGGGAGCGCUGCCUCGCGCUGGCCGGGGACAGGGCGCCGCACUACGCGCUGCUCUGCGUCACACAACUGUUGAACACACACGACGUGAGUGACACUAUACAGUCUGCAACCGUCGAGGCGGAGUUGUCCCGCUUGUGCCGCGGCGGGCAGUGGGAGCGCUGCCUCGCGCUGGCCGGGGACAGGGCGCCGCACUACGCGCUGCUCUGCGUCACACAACUGUUGAACACACACGACCGAAUGGAAGGCGUCGACAUAGAAAGCGAAGAGCCAAGCGAAGGGGUGUCCCAAUCCCUGGACAUCUUGCGUCGCUACUUCACGGAGGACACACGGGUGGACGAGUCCGACGCUCGCAUGGCGGCCUCAGUCGCGGCGGAGUUGCUACUGCGUGUGUCCACUACGCCCAAAGCGUACGCCGCGCUGAAAGAUACGUGCGACGUGUUGGUCGCUAUUGGCGCUGAUGACAGGGUUUUGCAAGCAGCAAGUCUCUUGUUGGGGAUCAAUGUGAGUCAAAUUGCUUCAAAAGUUGCUCGAGCCCUGCCUCGCUAUUCAGACAUCAUAGUAGCGGAUGUUGCAUUCUACAUAUCGGGCGCGGUGGUCCGCUCUGAAGGUGCUUCGGGAGCGCGCGAGGCUUUUGUUCUGCUGAACCGCUGCAUCGACCUCACUGAAGCCGCCGACGAUGACGCCGCGCAUCUGCUCGACUUCACUGACUUCGAGUGCACGGACUGGUCCAAGACCCCACUGCUGCUGCGAGGCGCGUGCGUGCGCGGCGCCGCGCUGGACGACGCUAGAGAGUGGGUGCUGCAGGUCUCCAUGGACCAGACUGUUGAUCAGACGCUUCCAGUGGACAGCCGAGGCCUAUAUGCAUCCAGUGUGCCGAGCGGCGAGGCUUGUUGCGUGCUGACUGGCUUCCCGCUCGGCUCCCGUCUAGUCACCUUCACUAACGGGCGCUGUGCGAACCGCGAGCACUGGGCACGGGUGGCGGCGGCGUCGCGCAACAACGCGGCCGCGGCAGAUGUCGUCCGCGCUGUGACGCUGUGGUGCGGGCCCGCCGACUACAAGCCCUUGUAACUUGCUGUGCUACAGUACAAACUGUGAACAUCAGAGUUUCAGUCGCCAUCAUGAAUCAAGACACAGAUCUACUACAAAUGCAGGAAUGUAAGUGAACGUUGAAAUUUAGCCCUAAGAUGCAAUAGCAUCAAUAUAUACUGUUUGAUAAUCGUGUCAGUUCAAUUUUAAUGUUAGUUUGAACAUUGACGGUCGAUUCACACACAGACUUGUGACUUCACUGAUAUUUGUGACAUUAUUUAUUAUAUUGUAUUACUUUAAUAAACUUAUAAGUACA